Melanotaenia boesemani (Boeseman's rainbowfish) is the source of this 5996-nucleotide messenger RNA. Its product is annotated as tensin-2-like. Gene Ontology annotation, molecular function: protein binding; protein tyrosine phosphatase activity. NCBI's taxonomy places the organism in Eukaryota, Metazoa, Chordata, Actinopteri, Atheriniformes, Melanotaeniidae. Bases 16 to 4659 code for a protein of 1547 amino acids. Gene Ontology annotation, biological process: peptidyl-tyrosine dephosphorylation. The transcript has 27 exons. The record is from RefSeq and is a predicted model, not a curated record.
GGGUGUGCUGGAAGUAUGGGGUGCAUUCAAAGCACUCAUGGGCUCAAGAGGCAUGGACCUGGUACCAGCACUGGAGGGAUCCCCAUGAAGGCACACCCUGAUGUGUAUCCUGAAAUCCUUCAGCUUGCAGAGCUCACCAAGUCUGGGAGCCAUGCUUUCACAGUCAAGAGUUUCAAGAAGAAACUGGUGUGUGAUGUGUGCCAGCAGAACAUCGACAACCCUGGGGCUUUCUGCAAGGAGUGCAAAGUUGCAGUUCACAAGACAUGUGAAGCCAAGGUGACUGCAACCUGCACUCCAGUUCCAGACCUGCACAGUUCCACUAAAUCAACAUCACAGAAGAAAAGAGGCUCCAUACCAAGAAGUAAAAGCGUGGAACAAGUGAUGGAGCAUGUGAUGGAGUGCCACUACGACUUUGACCUCACCUACAUCACAGAGAGGAUCAUCUCCGUCUUCUUCCUGCCAGACCUGGAAGAGCAGCGUUACUGCAGAAACCUGCAGGAAGUGGCUUCCAUGCUCAAAUCAAAACACCAAGAUAAGUUUCUGCUUUUGAAUUUAUCAGAGAAGAGACAUGACAUCACCAGACUUAACCCAAAGGUGCAGGAUUACGGCUGGCCCGAUCUUCACGCCCCUCCUCUGGACAGGAUUUGUGCCAUUUGUAAAGCCAUGGAGACCUGGCUGACCUCUGACCCCAAUAACGUUGUGGUCCUCCACUGCAAAGGAAACAAAGGAAAGACGGGAGUCAUUGUGGCAGCUUAUAUGCACUACAGCAAGAUAUCAGCUGGAGUGGACCAAGCUCUCACCACAUUGGCCAUGAGGAAGUUCUGUGAGGACAAAGUCUCUUCUUCCCUGCAGCCCUCUCAGAAAAGAUACAUCUACUACUUUAGUGGUUUGCUGUCCAGUACCAUCAAAAUGAACAGCAGUCCUCUGUUCCUUCACCAGAUCCUUGUUCCCUCAUUACCAAACUUCCAGACAGGAGGAGGAUUUUAUCCUUUCCUUAAAAUCUACCAGUCUCUACAACUUGUCUACACAUCAGGAGUCUAUGAUCCCCAGAGCUCCAGGGCGAGAAAGCUGUGUGUGACGAUGGAGCCAGCGCUACUAUUAAAGGGGGACAUCAUGGUGAAGUGCUACCACCGGCGGAGCAGAAUCACAGAGAGGGAGGUGGUGUUUAGAGUCCAGUUCCACACCUGCACCGUUCAUGGAGCCCAGCUGUGGUUUGGCAAGACAGAGCUAGACUUGGCCUGCACAGAUGACAGAUUCCCUCCAGAUGCUACAGUGGAGUUCAUCUUCUCCAAUGGACCAGAAAAAAUUAAAGGUCGAGAAUACCGCAAAAAUGACACCUCCAUCAGGGUAGACUACAACACCUCAGACCCUGUAGUCAGAUGGGAUUCCUAUGAGAACUUCAAUCUCCACCAUGAAGACAGCUUGGAGAAUAUCUCUCAUACAAGAGGCCCUCUAGAUGGCAGCUUGUAUGCCCAAGUGAGGAAGAGACGUGGACCAGGUGCAACUGCCUCAGUGGCUUCACCUAAUGGAUGUCUCACUAGCAGCCCAACGGUGAAACCCCAGUCUCCCACCCACGCUCAAUCUCUCAGCUGCACUUCUAACUCCAGCUGCUCCUCAGUCCCAUCUGAACACCUUGGAGAAGCCUCUGUGUCCAUCAACUGUCCUGAGGGACGAAACAGUGAGUGUCCGUCAAGGAGAGAAGAUGUGGAAGACAGAACAAAGGAGAAGAUAAGAGAGAAAGAAAAAGACAGAGAAACUGCUAUUUUAGAUGAUGGAGAUCUGUCAAGUCCAAGAGGUUUAAGGCGAGAACAUUCCUGUUGGGGUCGGGCAAGUACAAAAUCUAGUGAUGUGGAAUGGGAAAGGGACAAAGAGCUCUGUCUGUCUAGCAGUCAUUAUCGUGGAUGUUCUAACAAUAUUAAAAGCCAUCCAAAAAGCCAAACUCUGCCAGCUUUACCAUCCAAAUCUAUAUCCCCUCCUCCUUCUCAUCAUUCAGCUCACAUGGACUUUUGCCAUCGCCAUAGUGCCCAUCCUUUACCUGAGUUACCAUGGGAACGUCCACUUCCUCCUCCAUCCCUCCCCUGCCUACAUAGGCCAUGCUACCCUUAUCCAUCUCCUGAACAUGCCCACACUCACACCCACACCCUGCCGACCUCGAACAGACUCUGUCCGGGGGAAGAGUGCCACUUCUUCCACUACUCCAGCCAUGGACCAGGCUCUCACCUCUCUCACCAACCACAGCCCACAAGCCCUUACAGAGAAAUGUUUUUCAGCUCUCCUGUAUCACCCUCUUGCUGCCCGUGUCAGGACAGUUCCAGUCGGCGAGAGCAUCAACCAGCCUCAGUUAGAGCUUUCCACCAACUGCGCUCCAACCAACCAGAAAACCCACAUUGGUCCCAAGGAGCUGGGGUACAACGGGCAAGAGAGGCACCUCCACUAUGGGAAACUGAAGAUCCAUGGGAGUUGGCAAGAGAGGCAGAACUGUGGCAGUGCAAAUCAUCCGUACCAGUGUUUCACCUCUGCCACUCUACUUUGGAACAGGUUGCAAACCCGGAGCAACCUAGAUUUGCCAUUACACCUCACCAGAAUUUCUCCACUCCCCAAUCGCUAAUGGAUGUGCGGGAUGGAGCGAGCAGCGGGUAUCACACUCCUCUACAACCCCGCCACUCGUGCCCCUGCUCUCCAUAUCGGUCAUCCCCAUCUGAAAGCCGUGAGAGUCGAGGUUAUGCCUCAGGGUAUCACUCUAGAUCAACCUCGCCUCUGCCUACAAGUAGUCCAUCUCCUGGAAGAGGAAGGCUACCUGAUUUCCCCUCAGGAUCUGGAGACCAGCCACACACUAUGCACAACAAAGUAGAAAAUGCCAAGACGGAUGCAGAAGAUGGCACAUCUCAAGGUUCAGAAAGUAAAUCUGACUCUCAUGGUCAGUCAAGCACCCCUGGUCUGGAUUCUGAUCAUGAUUACACACUUAUUGGUAACAGCAGCCCAACUCACACGGAAGGCAGUGUAACAGCUGAUAGUCCCAAUCAAAGACAAGAAAGUGCUACACAUCUGGAGUCCAACACAGAUAAAAACAAAUCUGUCACACCAGUGCCAACAGAGACACAAACUCAAAGUACAACUAUAUCUGCAGACACCACACAACCAUCAGUUGAGUCUUCUCUGAGUUCUGAUGAGAAGACUGGAGCAGACCAGGUCACAGGAAGCACAGAUGGAUGCAAGCAAUCACAUGCUUCAAGCUAUGCUGCUGUCAUCAUCAGCCCAGUCCAAGUGCAACUUAAUGGGUCUGCUCUUCCUAGUGAAGGCCCUUCCAACUGCAGCAUAGGAGUAGCCACAAAUCCCUCUAUAAGUCUGAGUUCUAGUCCUUCUACCACCUCCCCAAAUUCUCCCAUUGGGUCCCCAGAGCUGCAAUCCUCUCCUCAGCACUCCACAUCAGCUGCAAAUAAUACAGGGCAAAGACUGACCCCAGACAGAGACAGCUCAGCUGACAACAAACCCCCUUCACCUGUGCCAGAAGGAUAUCACACACCCACCUUCCCCUUGGCAUCCUACUACUAUUCAUUGCUAAAUGUGCCACAUGUCCCUUACACUGGGUACACUGCAGUAACCAUCCCUGCCAUUCAGCCACCGCUCCCAGAGAAGAAGCGGCAUUCCUCCACAGCAGCAUCCCCGAAUGGACACAGUGCUCUUCUCCGGGUCUCUUCAGCUCCUUUCCCUUCACACCAUGUUACUUUUUCCCCAGCUGUGGGAGAGCAAAGUAGGGGGUCUGCACAGCAGAGCUGUAGAGAAGAUGCAGACAUCAGAGUGAAUGCUAAGUUUGUCCAGGACAGCUCAAAGUACUGGUACAAACCAGGUAUCUCCAGAGAUCAAGCCAUAGCGGUGUUGAAGGACAAGGAGCCAGGAACGUUCCUUAUUAGAGACAGUAACUCCUUCCAGGGUGCAUAUGGCCUGGCCCUCAAGGUGGUCACCCCUCCUCCUAACGCCAACAUCACUGGGAACAAAGGGGAUCCUCUGGAACAGCUGGUGAGACACUUCCUCAUCGAGACUGGGCCACGGGGAGUGAAGAUCAAGGGCUGUCAGAACGAGUCCUACUUCGGAAGUUUAUCUGCCUUGGUGUACCAACAUUCAAUCACUCCCAUCUCUCUGCCAUGUGCACUCCGCAUUCCAGAAAAGGAUCUGGUUGGGGAGCUUCAGGAGAUGCAGAGUGCAACAAAUACAAGUACAGCAGCUGACCUCCUUAAACAAGGAGCAGCAUGCAACGUGCUCUACCUAAACUCAGUGGAAACAGAGUCAUUAACGGGGCCAGAGGCUGUUUCCAAGGCAACCAAGUGUACUUUGGCUCUGAGUCCACGCCCAGUGGCAACGGUGGUCCACUUCAAAGUGUCCUCUCAGGGUAUCACGCUAACCGACAGCAAAAGAAGGUUAUUCUUUAGGCGGCACUAUCCAAUCAACAGUGUCACUUUCAGCAGUCUUGACCCUCAAGAUCGGAGGUGGACUAAUUCUGAUAGCACGUCAAGCAAGAUGUUUGGCUUUGUGGCGAGACGGACGGGCACUACUACUGAGAACGUUUGUCACCUGUUUGCUGAGAUGGACCCGGAGCAGCCAGCCUUGGCAAUUGUCAACUUUAUUAACAAAGUCAUGCUGGGACCACAGCUACGACGAUGAGAAACCAGGCCGAUGAAAACUAGUGGACUAUUUUGACAUACUGAAGUGUUUAUAUAUUGCAAAAUCAUGUUUUGUUUGUAUUUAUGCAAGUGACACCUCUGUGAUAUAUAAAACUGUUUUUAUAAGAUAAUCCACUUUAGACAAAUCAUAGUUCUGCAGGGCAACAUAUUAUACAGUUGUCAUAUUACAGCGCAGAGCUAAAGGAGAACAGUUCGAAAAGCCAAAGAGUGACCUAACGUUGCCAGAUGAGAUUAUAACAAGAAUUUCAUUUGGUUUCUGGGUUUAUUUGUUUGAUUUUAUGUUUUGGUUUUUAUUUUUUAUUAGUAUUUAGUUCACAUGAUGUACAAAUAAAUACACAAACUGUAUCAAGGAAAACUUUCUAUACCUUAGUACUGAAAACUAAAGGAAAAGAGGUGAAGAGGAUCUUAAUGUGGUAGAAAGCAUGUGUCACGUUUAAAAGUAUAAAGUGACUUUUUACAUUUGUGUCCCUUGAGUUGUAUGAGAAAAGGUAAAGUAAGUGACUUAAUAAAAGAUGAUCUUUGAAGAAAGUGCCUUUAGUUACAUUUAAAUCAGGGGUUAUGUAUUCAAAAGGCCUCAAUUCUAGUAAGUGUAUUUUCGUUAGUGAUAAUCAGGGCUGUCUAUAAAAACAUUUGUUUUCAGUUCAACCAGUUGUCAUAUAAAUUAUACAUUGCUAAUGUAUAAAUUCAUAAAAUUCUGAAAUCCAUCCUUUUAUAUUUCUUGUGGAUGUGCAAAGCUUGAUCUCUAUUUUUUCUCUUUUAAAACCAAGCAAAACUGGUUUUGUCAUGAAGCACUGACAAUAUUGGUGAAACUGAACUGAUUUCUAAUUGUAUUGAUGCAUGCGCCAAAACUAGAUAAAUUUAGGGAAUAAUAAUAGGGUGACACACAGCCCUCAUUUGUUAUAGUAAGACACCUCGGUUUGCCAUGCAAAAAAGGUGUAGCAAAAUAGAUUUUUUAAAGAUUCCAUAUCAUCGGUGAGUCUUGCUCCAAGAUUUUGACAAACAUCCAUAAAAAUGCUUAAAGUAAGUGUUGUGCUUUAAAAGAGGAAAUUGACUUCAAGCCAAAGAUUUAUCAUGUAAAGAUAUUUGAAUGAUUUUUUUCCUCAUUUUCUUUUAAUUUUUCUUUUUUUCUUUUUUUAAAUAACCAUCUCUGUUUGAUAAAUGUGUUUUCUAUAAGCUAGGACAGUAUUUAGCUAUUUAGGUUAUUUCAGCACAAAUGUUAUUUUUAUUAAAGGAUUUUUUCUUGGUUAAAGAAGUAAUAUAUUUUAGGUGUUUGAGACGUUGAAAAGAAUGGUGUAUGUCAUAUUUGACAUGAAAAUU